Messenger RNA from Vavraia culicis subsp. floridensis, 1454 nucleotides. RefSeq lists its product as uncharacterized. NCBI's taxonomy places the organism in Eukaryota, Fungi, Microsporidia, Pleistophoridae. The transcript has a single exon. Bases 1 to 1431 code for a protein of 476 amino acids. The record is from RefSeq and is a predicted model, not a curated record.
AUGGUGAAACGCACUAAAACACCUGAACCAGGCGAAUACCUGUCUAAGGAAUUUGAUUAUACCAAGCUUACAAAGGAUCAACUGAGAAAAAUACUGUCUGAGCAGGGUGUUACAGUCAUGGAAAACAAGCUGAAAACAGAGCUUUUGCAAAUGUACAAGAAUACGAUACACGAUAAGAUUGAUGAAAUAAAGAAAAAGAUGGGAAAUGUAAAGGCUGAUAGCAAGGGUAUUGAGGUGGUGGAGAGCGAUGCUAACAAUUUCUCUACAGAAAAUCCGUUUCAGUCACCGAAAAAAAAUGAAAAAAAGGAGGGAGAUUUGGGCAGAAGAACACCAGUAAGAAACUUGAAUGUGGAAAAAGAAUCAGAUUUUCGUACGCCAGCAAGGAUACGCAACAUUUAUAACUCCUUUGAUGUGCCAAAGGCUGCGAGUGAAAGAAAAGCGCGAAGAGUAAGUCUUGUCGGUAGUGAAACAGUAAAUGAAGAGCGAGAUUCGAGCCUGUUGUAUCGCACAGCCAAGGAAAGUAUAAAAAGACACCUUGAUAGACAAGGUCUAUCGCAUGCUCAGGAUAAAACACCCACAAAAUCGCCGGUACGAGGCGUUCAUAAGACACUAUUCUCACCUAGUGAUGUGAGACAGCCUGUAAGUGUUCGAGAAAGAUCGAGAGGUCACAGUUUGAGGAUAUUUUCUGUGAUAUUUUUACCUCUCUUCGCAGUUUUUUUCUUUUAUUUGAAAUGUUUGGUGCCUUACUGCACCGAUGGUAAGAAGUGUUGUAUAAGACUGCCAAAAAACACAUUUUUAGACGAAAAGGGGCAACUCAGAUGCUCCAGGGGAUACAUGCUGCAGAAAAACCUUUUGUUCCCAAAUAAAGCUGUCAGAGACAUUUCGCAGAGCGACAAUCCUGACGAGAUCGUACGUUAUCUGCGGAAAACCAGCACUGAAUUUUAUUACGGCCUGAGACGUAGUAAACUGAUCAAGCUCAGCAUUAACGAAGAACUGAAGAGGCGGAUCUUAGGGUAUGGGGAUGUUAGAACCACUGACAAUUUGAUGUUCUUCUCGAAGAAACGAAUAUUUUCGCCAUCUAUUCUAAUCAAAUCGUUGUAUAACAGACAUUUUUAUACCAUGGUGUUUGCAGUUUUCGCUAUCGUGGUGAUAUUCUACGUCAUUAAUUUUUAUAAACAACUGAGGAUAAAAGGCAAUUACGACAAGGUUGUCGACAUGUUGAGGUUGCAGAAAAAGAACAGCACACGAUUUCAGGUAAAUCCCUUUUUGUUCGAAGAACAGAUAGUGGGGCACUCGGGUUUGCAGCCGCAAGAUUUUCUGAAUGUAAAAAGGCUCCUGGAAAUGAACACGAACGUAACGAUAUUUAAUAUGUCGGUGAGUGGGCGAAGUGCGAAAGCGUAUGAAUGGUUGGGCGAGAUUGGUACGUCGUAAAUAAAGCUGCUUUAUAUCCACCA